AUGGACCUCCAUAUUAAAUAUCCCAUCUCCAUAGCUUUCGGAUACAGAGAUGAUGGUGCAUUGAAAAACCAACACACUCCAUCGAUUCUUCAUGUAGGCUCGCUUUUUGGACAAGGUCGAAUAGAUAUGGCGUUGGAUAGGGAAGAAAGAAUUCAAGAGGUUUUUUCGCACAAAAAAGUCAUUUCUAAGCUGCUAUCCAACCCAACUAUUCCCUGUUUCGAUAUUUUAGAGUCAAAUUCGAAUCCCAUUCUAGGAAAUGGAGUCUAUUUUUCCAUACACCUUCGAGGAAAAUUUCCAUUUUCUCGCUAUGUCAAGCUAGUGGCCAAGUCUUCGUUGGAUAUUUUUUUUGGAAAUGGCAGUCUUUAUGCUGCCCUUGAGGCAUGCCUUAAUCGUGGAGGCGUGAAAAAAGACGCUUGUUCCAUAUUUGCACAUGGCUUGCAGGACAAAAAAUUAAUAUCCUCAAAUGUAUCGCUCUUUGUAGCCACAGACAUGAAAAAAUUUUCUAGGUCUGCUGAACGUGCUAUACUGUCCAAGGGGUUUAAAAAUAUUAUCACUCUUGAGGCUUUGAUGACAGAUUCUACCAGGAAAUCAAUUUUAGCCUGUUUGAAGGCUAGAGAUGCAGCUCGACCCAUUCCUAUCGAUUUGUUGUACCCGAUGUUUGACCAGUUGAUGGCAGCGCGCGCUUUGGUUUUCACCGGCACUAGCGAUUCUACAUUCUCGCAUUUCAUCCACAAAAUUCAUUUGGCCCAAUUGGAAUCCAAAUUCGCCGACAAUUGA
Messenger RNA from Mitosporidium daphniae, 777 nucleotides. RefSeq lists its product as uncharacterized. The record is from RefSeq and is a predicted model, not a curated record. The transcript has a single exon. NCBI's taxonomy places the organism in Eukaryota, Fungi, Microsporidia. The coding region runs from base 1 to 777 and encodes 258 amino acids.